AUGGCCGGGGAAAAGAAAGGAGCCAAGGGCAAGGCCGGCGCUGCCGCCAAAGCCGUCCUCAAGGGACAGGGUGCCAAGAAGUUGCGCAAGAUCCGUACCUCGACCACAUUCCACCUCCCCAAGACUCUGCAACUCUCCCGAUCCCCCAAAUACCCUCGCAAGUCCGUCCCCCACGAGACCCGCCUCGACCACCACAAGGUCAUUGUGCACCCUCUCAACACCGAGAGCGCCAUGAAGAAGAUUGAGGAGAACAACACACUUGUCUUCAUCGUGGACGUCAAGGCCAACAAGCGUCAAAUCAAGGCUGCUCUUAAGAAGCUUUAUGACGUUGACACCGUCAAGAUCAACACACUUAUCCGACCCGACGGAUCCAAGAAGGCUUAUGCUCGUUUGACUCCUGAUGUGGACGCACUUGAUAUCGCUGCUACCAAGCUCGCUAUUGUUUAA
Messenger RNA from Talaromyces marneffei, 447 nucleotides. RefSeq lists its product as uncharacterized. Gene Ontology annotation, cellular component: cytosolic large ribosomal subunit; ribosome. Gene Ontology annotation, biological process: ribosomal large subunit assembly; translation. The coding region runs from base 1 to 447 and encodes 148 amino acids. The transcript has 4 exons. The record is from RefSeq and is a predicted model, not a curated record. Gene Ontology annotation, molecular function: structural constituent of ribosome. Lineage: Eukaryota; Fungi; Ascomycota; Eurotiomycetes; Eurotiales; Trichocomaceae.